CCUUGACUCGGUUACACGUCGUCAAAUAAUAAGAGUGUAAUUUACGCUUAACAUUUUAGUGGAUGACAUAACAGUGGAUACUCAUAAUGUGACUUAAGAACUUAACAUUAACAUUUCAUUGCACUGAAGUGAUUUAAUAAACUAAAAUAUUUUUGCAUACUAAACCUUAAAAGAACUGAAAAAAGGCUUUCUGUUUGUCACCAAAGUUUAUCACAUGGACUUAAAGCGAUUAAUUGAGUCGUAAUAGUUACUUUUAAUCAUUUCCGUGAUGGUAAUUUCACUUUCAGUACUGAAGUAGUGCUAGUGAGGGCCACUGUACGUCCGCCAUCUUUGUAGUCCGUUGCCACUUUUUACACGUUCAAGCCCCGCCGACUCUGCACUACCUUCUUGUCAAAGCUGACAAGGCUGUACUUGUGCUAACACCGCUCCGGCAGCCACGGUUGGAAGACGUGAUUUUCCACCAAAAAGUAUCGCUACAUACUCCUGUUUGCCAGUGGCCGUCCGGGGGCUCCUUGGACUUUAUGGUGACUCAUGGAGGACUUUGAUCGAAGACUCAACACCUUGUUUGGGUCAUGGCUGGGCCCCAGAGAUCAGCGGGUGCGGGGUUGGCUGCUGCUAGACAAUUACUCUCCGACCUUUGCCCUCACCCUGUUGUACCUUGUAGUCGUGUGGACCGGGCCCAAGUAUAUGAAACACAGGCAGCCGUACUCGUGCAGAGGCGCCCUCGUGCUUUACAACGCGGGCCUGACGCUCUUGUCCUUCUGCAUGUUCUACCAGCUUGUUACUGCUGUGUGGCAAGGAAGCUAUGACUUCUACUGCCAAAACACACACAGUGCACAGGAAUCUGAUAAUAAGGUCAUGAAUGUCCUGUGGUGGUACUACUUCUCUAAGUUUAUUGAGUUCAUGGACACCAUCUUUUUCAUUCUGCGGAAGAACAAUCACCAGAUUACCUUUCUUCAUGUCUACCACCACACCAGCAUGCUCAACAUCUGGUGGUUUGUCAUGAACUGGCUCCCCUGUGGCCACUCGUACUUCGGCCCCUGCCUCAACAGUUUUGUCCAUGUGGUCAUGUACUCCUACUACGGCCUGUCUGCCAUCCCCGCAAUGCGGCCGUACCUCUGGUGGAAAAAGUACAUCACACAGCUGCAGAUGAUCCAGUUUGUAUUAACAGUGUUGCAGACGAUGUGUGCCGUCAUAUGGCCAUGUGGUUUGCCCUUAGGAUGGCUCUACUUCGAAAUAACUUACAUGCUCACCCUUGUGAUGUUUUUCUCCAAUUUCUACUUCCAGACAUACAAGAAACACAAGAGGGAUGAGGAUGGCUCACCGCUGAUGGCUCACCACACAAACAGGACGCCAUCGCAGGAACUCAAUGCCCACAGCAAAGACAAACUGAGAACAGACUGACAUCUGAGAGGCUCUGUUGUCACUGUAGCUUGUUGGCUUAAGCUGUUAGGAGACAUUUUUCUAUUGUAUUAUUGGCGUCACAGCAAGCAUCUCAUUAUUUCAGUACUUUAUUUAAACAAACAAACAUUUUGACUGAUCUCAGGAGGCUUUCCAUGUACACAUGAAAGCUCCUGUGCGCUUGAUGGAAAUUUUAAGCAGGCGACAUUUACUGUAGGAUCGUCCUUGAUGUGUGUAACAAGAGCACGUUUCUUGUGUCCUCCCUGGCUAUGCUGUUGCAUAAUCCCUAAAUACUCUGUCCUCUGCAGGGAGAGACACAAGAUGCAUAUCGUGCAAUAUUGAUAUUAAGCCAUUUAGUCCCCAAAAAGUGUUAAAUCCCUUCGAACUCCCUCUUUAAUGGGACUUUAGUUUAUUCAGAAAAGCGGUACGUUUAUUAGAGAAUAACAUCACGCUCAUGCAUAUCAGCUGUUCAUCAUGAGAUAUUAGCUCAAUAGAAGUUCAUCCUGGUCAUUAGCCAAUGUGUUCUAUAUACGGUAUCAUCAUGGACCUGUUUUAUUUGGUUGCUAAUGUCACCACAUUCACGAUGGUUUACUCUGUGCCUAAAUUUCAUUUAUGACAUCAGCAGUGGACAGUAAUUAACUACUUCAUUUAAGCGUUAUUUUUGAGUGUAUGUGAUGACGUAUUGUUGUUGCUUUUAUUACUAUACAGAUGGGUAGACAGACUCUUUUCAUGCAGGAAGUCUCACCUACAUCCAGCUUGCAAAGCAAAAAAUCCAACUGGUGCUUUUCUAUCUUGCAGGUGCUUUAGAAUGACACAUUUUAUGUUAGUGCAGUGCACUGGAGCUUUGAAACAUUAAAAAAUUGUACAUG
Molecule: messenger RNA, 2270 nt
Organism: Dunckerocampus dactyliophorus (ringed pipefish)
Lineage: Eukaryota; Metazoa; Chordata; Actinopteri; Syngnathiformes; Syngnathidae
Gene: elovl5
Product: ELOVL fatty acid elongase 5
Exons: 8
Coding region: 532-1404 (290 amino acids)
Biological process (GO): fatty acid elongation, monounsaturated fatty acid; fatty acid elongation, polyunsaturated fatty acid; very long-chain fatty acid biosynthetic process
Cellular component (GO): endoplasmic reticulum membrane
Molecular function (GO): fatty acid elongase activity
Source: RefSeq, a predicted model, not a curated record